GGUUGUUGGAUUCUGCAUAAUGCGACACCUUGGACGCUCACAAAUCCAUUUCGGGGCACGAUCAGGUCGCACUGGUGCCAAAAUCGGUGCGUCCGCGACUCGGGCACACAAAAUCCCAAGACCUUGAGGGUUGCGACUGGCUGGCGAUGGCUGUGAUUUUUCUUCUUCUCGGCCCGACCGACUGCGGCUAGAUGCUGGUCGCACUGAACAAAUCGGACACGCAAAGUACGCGAAGCUGGCACUUGGACACACUCACGAGAACAUACUAGUCGGUUAAUUGCAGGGGUUUUCGCACCGCUUCCAGCACUGACACAUCCCGGUGUGGUAAGAACACGAAAAUACAGCGCAGACUGAUUUGGACGGCGAGAACACAGCAAUAUGGCCGACUUGUUUCUGUGUGGCACAGGCAGGGAAAUAUGUGAUUUGACCCUGAGGACUAGCGGGUCCGGAUAACGCCCGCUCAUUGGUCCGUACGUUGCCAACUCACGCGCUCAUUGGUUGCCGCCCCGGGCUCCGCAGCUUUUGGUUGCGCCCGCCAGGGAGCGAAUACAAACGUAAACAUGCAAUGCGCUGCUCAAUCUCCGCUGCUGGGCAGGCAGGCCAUGCUCGCCAUCUAUUGGUUGAAGAAGCAAAAAUAUUCAGAAAAAUCUGGCUUUCUUUUAUUUAGAUCUAAAUUUAAUAAUUUUUCAAUUUUUUCAUGUAUUUUUGCCUGUAGAGUGACAUAGAAUUCAUUUAAUUUUUCUUUAAUUUAGUUUUCUUGUUAUCGUUAAUUCUGGUUAAUUCCCUUUUUCUGCGUACAGUUAACUUAAAAGUUUGUUCCGCGGUUUGUGGUAGCACUGCUAUUGCGAACAUAACAAUAACAAUACAUCAGCUGCUUGCGAAUCUUGAAUCUUGCCUUUUUUCCCUUCAAACUUGCCUGCCAAAAAGCCGAAGCCUGAAAGAAUUCCAGAUUCAAGUCUGACCAAAGUCUAUGUAAAAGAAGCUGCUGGAGAAUGAUCGUCCUUGGCAUGGAGGGUAGUGCUAAUAAAAUUGGUGUGGGAAUAAUAAAAGACGGCGUCGUCUUGGCAAAUCCAAGAAGAACUUACAUCACCCCACCAGGAGAAGGAUUUCUUCCUCGGGAAACAGCUAAGCAUCACAGGGAAAAUGUGUUAGCGCUGAUCAAACUGGCUUUUAAAGAGGCACAAAUCAGUCCAGAUGAAAUCGAUGUAAUUUGUUACACCAAAGGCCCUGGAAUGGGUGCUCCAUUGGUUGUUGUCGCUGUCGUUGCUCGAACUUUGGCACAGUUGUGGAACAAACCCAUCAUUGGAGUCAACCACUGUAUUGGACAUAUAGAAAUGGGCAGGCUCAUCACUGGUUGCAACAAUCCAACGGUUCUUUACGUCAGUGGAGGAAACACACAAGUCAUUGCGUAUUCAGAGAGGAGGUACAGAAUUUUUGGUGAGACAAUCGACAUUGCUGUUGGAAACUGCCUAGACAGAUUUGCUAGAGUACUGAAGCUCUCGAAUGAUCCCAGUCCUGGGUACAACAUAGAGCAGGCAGCAAAAAAGGGAAAACGCUUUUAUCAACUCCCGUAUGUUGUGAAGGGAAUGGACGUGUCAUUCUCAGGCCUCUUAUCUCACAUUGAAAAACAGGCUCCCAAACUCAUCGAGAGUGGUGAAUACACGCCUGAAGAUAUGUGUUAUUCACUGCAAGAAACUGUUUUUGCCAUGCUGGUUGAAACAACAGAAAGAGCCAUGGCUCACUGUGGAUCUCAGGAGGCACUGAUUGUUGGUGGCGUUGGGUGCAACGAGAGACUCCAAGCCAUGAUGGCAAUAAUGUGCGAAGAGAGAGGAGCAAAGAUGUAUGCCACAGAUGAACGGUUUUGCAUUGAUAAUGGAGCCAUGAUUGCCCAAGCUGGUUUCGAAAUGUUCAGAGCAGGAAUUACAACAAAGUGGGAAGAAACAAAAAUCACACAGAGAUACCGCACGGAUGAAGUUGAAGUUGUAUGGAGAGACCAAUAAUUUUAAAAUUA
Neocloeon triangulifer is the source of this 2011-nucleotide messenger RNA. It is a transcript of the gene Tcs3, whose product is annotated as probable tRNA N6-adenosine threonylcarbamoyltransferase. The transcript is spliced from 9 exons. Bases 993 to 2000 code for a protein of 335 amino acids. Gene Ontology annotation, cellular component: EKC/KEOPS complex; cytoplasm. Lineage: Eukaryota; Metazoa; Arthropoda; Insecta; Ephemeroptera; Baetidae. The record is from RefSeq and is a predicted model, not a curated record. Gene Ontology annotation, biological process: tRNA threonylcarbamoyladenosine modification.